AUGCGUGUAAGAAAGGAGAGGCGAGGAGAAAAGAGCAGAGGAGAGGAGAGAAAGGAAGGGAAGGGAGAGACGGAGGAGCGAGAAAAAGGAGAGAGAGAAGAGAGAGAAGAGGAAAGGAGAAGGGAGAGACAGAGAGAAAAGAGCAGAGGAGAGGGAGGAAAAGAGGAGAGGAGAGAAGAGCGAGAAAAAGGAGAGAAGAGGAGAGAAGAGGAAAGGAGAAGGGAGAGACAGAAGAAAGAAGAGGAGAGGAGAAGGGAGAGAGAGAGGUGA
This is a messenger RNA of Syngnathoides biaculeatus (alligator pipefish), 270 nucleotides long. RefSeq lists its product as uncharacterized. Lineage: Eukaryota; Metazoa; Chordata; Actinopteri; Syngnathiformes; Syngnathidae. The record is from RefSeq and is a predicted model, not a curated record. The transcript has 4 exons. The coding region runs from base 1 to 270 and encodes 89 amino acids.